AGCUACCUUGUAAACGAUAGGAUACCCACUGCAUUAGUGAAUCUAUUGCGCGCCGUCAUGUUGUCUGACCGUCUGCUGUGCCCAGGCAUGGGACCGGCCGAGGGAUCUGGGAUGCUUUGUGUCACCGGCCAGGCUCCCCGCGCUAAGCCGAACCCCGCCAUCGUCUCGUCAUCCGUCCUCGAGCGAAAUUUCCGCCCACAGCUGGUUGUUGCGCAGGUUCACGACCCAGUGGGAUUGGAUUCAGAGCCCACAGCCCCAUUGACCAAUGCGUCUGCGGCACUACUAGACAUCUUGCAGCACCCGGUCAGUGCGACGAAAGUUGCCUCUUAUCUCCUAGCAUUCAUUACUGGUUGACGUCACAGCCCAUCCACCUUUUGCUAGCUGUAGCUUACUCCUCAGCAGCUUAGUUCCAGCUUUCUUCCAGCUCCUCCCAGCACUGUCUCCCACCCCAGUCAUCAUGGCCGAUCAGCGGGUGAAUGUCCACAUUCCAUCCCACCCUCCGGUGCUCGAUAGCGUGCGUCUGCGCAACAUCCAGCUGCCCCUGCCGGCUGCCCCGGACCCGUGGCACCGUCCCGGCAAAUCGCAGCCCUGCACUGCAUCGCUGAAGCUCUCCUACUCAUCCGCCGUUGCAGCAGCCAUUGCGGACGAUGUCUCCCUCUCCUUGGACUAUGGCAAGCUUUACCGUCGCCUCGAGGAGGAUAUUCGCAACAUGGGAAAGCAUGCCGAGAACCCGGGACACCGAAUGAUUAGUGUUGACGGUAGCCGCCGCGAUGAGAUGAUGCGAAGCGACCUGGGAGAGGACGUGCGACUGACGGCGGGCAUUGUUGCCAAUUGCGGCCUGGGGCUUCUGGACGAGACCGCCGCGGGAGUCCGACGGAUGUCGCAUGUGCACAACACCCACCAGCGAAGAAGUAGUGCGUCAGCGAGCUCCCAGGCGCAGGCCCAGGCGGCUAUCUUUAGCUCCUCGUCUUCCUCCCCCAUUGACGGGGUCUUUGGUCAAUGCGAGGUGUCCUUGCAUCUUCCCAAGGCGCUGUUACGCGCCGAGGACGGGCUCAAGUAUCGGAGUGUGACGGUCUGGGGAUAUAGACAGGGCAACGACGCGAUUUCGGAAAACGUGGGGGAGUCGGAACGGUGCCCGGUGGUGCUGGAGGAGGAGUUUCGCAUUGAUGGGAUCCGGUGCUACUGUAUCUUGGGGGUCAACUCGCAUGAGCGGGUGGAAAAGCAGGCCGUCAUCGUCUCCCUCGAGUUCAAGGGACCCGGACAGCUGCCGUGGGGGUCUACAGUGGUCAACACCUACCAAGCGAUGACACGGGCUGUCGCCGAGCGAGUCGAGGCAACCUCGUUCCAGACUGUCGAGGCUCUGGCGACGUUUAUCGCGCGCAUCGUUACGGUGGAAUUUGGCAACGAACGGGUGACGGUGAGAGUCGAGAAGCCCAGCGCGCUGGCCUUUGUGGAGGGAUCGGGGGUGGAAAUCACCCGGUCGCAGGCGUUCUUCGAGGGCCGAGAGGCAUGACGCCUCCGGGUUCCAUCCGAGUAGUGUGUUUAACCCGGUGGAGUAUAGCUUGCCGGGGGCUGAUUAGUGCACCGUCGGUAUCUAGUAGUUCUACAUAUUCCAUAGUAUAUGCCAUGCCAUAUCGCAUACUGCCACGGCCC
Aspergillus ibericus CBS 121593 is the source of this 1653-nucleotide messenger RNA. Its product is annotated as dihydroneopterin aldolase. Bases 458 to 1513 code for a protein of 351 amino acids. The record is from RefSeq and is a predicted model, not a curated record. Gene Ontology annotation, biological process: folic acid-containing compound metabolic process. NCBI's taxonomy places the organism in Eukaryota, Fungi, Ascomycota, Eurotiomycetes, Eurotiales, Aspergillaceae. Gene Ontology annotation, molecular function: dihydroneopterin aldolase activity. Gene Ontology annotation, cellular component: cytoplasm. The transcript has 2 exons.